UUCCCUCCUUCUUUUACGACUGCUACUCUUUUCCGCUCGAAUCUCCCUUGAACAGCUGUUUGUGACUCUUAGUGGAAUAACAAUAUCCAGGUCAAUCAUUCAAUUACAACUUUGUCAGUUUUCUUCCCGCGCUUUUAAUGAGAAACAGUGCCUCACUCUAUCUCUCUCUCCAUUCACCAUGCCCCCCUCUCGCUCAAAACUAAUCCUCUGCUCACUCCUAGUCUUCGCCGUUCUCCUCCUCAUCUUUCCCUCUCACAAAGCCUACGUUUCUUACACCACCUCUCAAUUGUCGCCCUCAUCCUCCACCAUAAAACCGAAUGCAGUAAUCUUCAUGCUCCUCCCACCCUCUCGGGUUCACCAAGCCAUCUUAGCCCUUUAUAAUGUCGAAAACAGAUUCAACCGCCGUCUCAAAUACCCUUACGUUCUCUUCAUGACCGAGGAUGAGUUGGCAGCCGUCAGCAACGAAGAUAAGAAAAAGAUUGAUUGGAUCACAGAGGGCCGCGCCAAAUUCGCGACCGUCACAAAAGAAUCCUGGGACAUACCUUCUCACCUCGACAAAUCCCUUGUCCAACAUUCCCUCGAAAGCAUCGGUUUCUCAACGGGUUAUAGACAAAUGUGUCGUUUCUACUCUGGCUUCUUUUGGCGUAAUCCUGCCAUCGCAAAUUACGAGUGGCUUUGGAGGUUGGAUACUGACAUAGAAUUUCAUUGUGAUAUCCCCUAUGACCCAGUCCAACGCCUCAUCGAUUCCAACAAACUCUACGGUUUCAUCCAAAUCUCCCCUGACGCAGACUUUGUCCAACCCAGCCUCGCAUCCAACGCCUCCUACUUCCUCUCCACCCAUUCCCAUAUCAUCCCACCCAACGCCAAUCUCGGUUUCGUCUGGUCCGGUCAAUCAGGCAUUAAAAAAGCCUUGCAAGGUCAAGCUUCCAACCCCGAAUGGACACGAAUGUGCAUGUACAACAACUUCGAAAUAUCUCACAGAUCCGUUUGGGAAAGCGAAGUUUACACAAAAUUUUUCGAUUAUCUGGAGCAAGAGGGCGGUUUCUUCUAUGAACGAUGGUCCGAUUCGCCUGUACAUUCAUUGGGCCUUGCCAUGUCCUUGAGGAAGGAUCAGGUCAUGCAGUUUACCGAUAUGGGUUAUCAGCAUCAAGGAUGGGGCUAUGAGUGUCCUCAGCAGCUUGAUAGGUGCACAUGUUUGAGGGAGGGCCCAGCAAAGGGCUUUCAUGAUAAUGCAGAGCGUUGGUUUAAUGCGACCGAGCUGCAGGCAGACUCAUGGGGUACAUAAGAGCUCAAGGAUUCUUUUUUUUUGGGGGGGUAUAUAGGGACUUUGUAGCGAUGAACUCUCGCGUAAUAUGUCAUACUUAAUACCGCUA
Messenger RNA from Marasmius oreades (fairy-ring Marasmius), 1373 nucleotides. RefSeq lists its product as uncharacterized. The record is from RefSeq and is a predicted model, not a curated record. The coding region runs from base 179 to 1285 and encodes 368 amino acids. Gene Ontology annotation, biological process: protein N-linked glycosylation; cell wall mannoprotein biosynthetic process. Gene Ontology annotation, cellular component: membrane; Golgi apparatus. Gene Ontology annotation, molecular function: alpha-1,2-mannosyltransferase activity. Lineage: Eukaryota; Fungi; Basidiomycota; Agaricomycetes; Agaricales; Marasmiaceae. The transcript has 2 exons.